AGGCUGCCAUGGGGUUAAAGCGAUCCCAUUUCCACUCCUCUUACCUGCCCUGGAGACAACAGUUCUCGCUCUCUGCCUUCCCUCUCGUCCACCACCUCUGUAUGCAAGCAAGCAGUUUUUAAUACGAGGCCUUCGCUUAGUGCUGAAGCUGUUUGCUUUGCCUUGGAGCUGUUGCUGGGCUUCUCUACAAAUGCUUUGCGCGCCAUGGACGGCGACUUGAAGAAGCUGAGGGUUCGGUUUCCUGGAGUACGAAAGGGAAAUAACUUUGGAAGACAGACUUCGGCGGUACCACCACAACAAAGCACUGCUCUUGGAAGUUCUGAGAUGAGCAGUGGCGGGGAAUAUGACGCUGCAUUCGCAGCCACAAUUGCAGCAGCAGCAUUCGCAAUUGCUGCUCGAGAAGAGAAGCUUCCAACUCAGAAGAAGCCUAUACCCAUCGAGGCGGUGCCGCCUGCCCUGUCACCAGUCAAGAGAGGAGAAAGCAUGAAAAGACCUGGAGGAGGAAGCAAAAUCUCAAGAUGGUUCAGUGGCAAAGAACCCGUUGAAGAUGAUGAUGACGGACCAGUCAACGUAUCUGUAAGGAAGCCGCUGAAACCAGCACGUGGAAAGCCUGAAGAUAGAGCUCCAGAUCAUAAGGUGACACCAAAGAUGCUUGAAACUUCUAUGAGUGUAAAGAAGGGUUCAGGAUCCUCCAACAAAGCAGCAGAUAGGAAAGGCAGCAAGAAGUUUGAACAAGAACAGGCGAUUCAAAAAGUCCCGUCGACCGUCAGGCCAGCUACAUCGUAUCAUUCUAGACGGAACGGAGAAGGCACAGCUGGAGUGACUGCUACUGGUGGCACGGGAACCAAGGCUGAAGAAUGGGAGAAGGCAAAGCUUGCAAGAGUUAGGGAGGAGUACGAAAAGAUGAUCGAAACCAUAGCUGAAUGGGAGACUGAGAAGAAGGUGAAGGCGAGACGCCAAAAAGAACAGAAAGAGACCGAGUUAGACAAAAAGAGAGCAAAGGCACUGGAAGAAUACAACCAAGAGAUGACAAGGAUCAACAAAGUUGCUGGAGGAGCAAGGUCAAUGGCGGAGGAAAGAAAAUAUAAUGAUGAGAAGAAGAUCAGAGAGAAGGCAUACAAGAUACAAUCCACUGGAAAGCUUCCCCGCACAUGUGCUUGCUUUUGAGAAAAGAUCAAUACUGUGAAAUUUGAAACUACUUUGUAUCAAUAUGGUGAAAUUUACAAUACAUAUCAAUACUGUAAAGCCCAAAGCAUAAUCUGGGUGUAAAGCUACUUUAUAUCAGUCGCCCUUUCAGGGGCUAACUGAAAAUGAAAUCCAGGUGGGAAAAAGUGAAACUCGAAGGAUGUAAAAGCCACAAAAUUGUUAUGUAUUGUAAUAUGUAUUUGGUUUGAAAA
Molecule: messenger RNA, 1397 nt
Organism: Panicum virgatum (switchgrass)
Lineage: Eukaryota; Viridiplantae; Streptophyta; Magnoliopsida; Poales; Poaceae
Exons: 6
Coding region: 205-1167 (320 amino acids)
Source: RefSeq, a predicted model, not a curated record